This is a messenger RNA of Arabidopsis thaliana (thale cress), 1815 nucleotides long. Its product is annotated as Tetratricopeptide repeat (TPR)-like superfamily protein. The transcript is spliced from 2 exons. The record is from RefSeq and is marked reviewed. The coding region runs from base 51 to 1529 and encodes 492 amino acids. Gene Ontology annotation, cellular component: mitochondrion. Lineage: Eukaryota; Viridiplantae; Streptophyta; Magnoliopsida; Brassicales; Brassicaceae.
UUUCAUUUUUGUAAAGUCUCAAUCUUUGACUAUCUUCUUCGCCGGAACCGAUGAAUAUACUGAGACGAAUUCCGGCGAAUUUGAUUGCGAGCAGAUAUUACUACACUAACAGAGUAAAAAAGACGACACUUUACUCAAAAAUCAGUCCUUUAGGAGACCCAAAAUCAAGUGUUUACCCAGAACUCCAAAACUGGGUUCAAUGCGGUAAAAAAGUCUCUGUUGCUGAACUUAUUCGCAUCGUUCACGAUCUUCGUAGACGCAAACGCUUCCUCCACGCUCUCGAGGUUUCGAAAUGGAUGAAUGAGACUGGUGUAUGUGUGUUCUCUCCGACAGAACACGCGGUUCAUCUUGAUCUUAUUGGUAGAGUUUAUGGAUUUGUCACUGCAGAAGAGUAUUUUGAGAAUCUUAAGGAACAGUAUAAGAAUGAUAAGACUUAUGGAGCUCUUUUGAAUUGUUACGUUAGGCAACAGAAUGUUGAGAAGUCUCUGUUGCAUUUUGAGAAGAUGAAGGAGAUGGGUUUUGUUACUUCGUCUCUUACUUACAAUAACAUUAUGUGUCUUUACACGAAUAUUGGUCAGCACGAGAAAGUUCCUAAGGUUUUGGAGGAGAUGAAGGAAGAGAAUGUUGCUCCGGAUAACUAUAGUUAUAGGAUAUGUAUUAAUGCUUUUGGUGCUAUGUAUGAUCUUGAGAGGAUUGGUGGGACCUUGAGAGAUAUGGAGAGACGACAGGAUAUUACUAUGGAUUGGAACACUUAUGCGGUUGCGGCUAAGUUUUAUAUUGAUGGUGGUGAUUGUGAUAGAGCGGUUGAGCUUUUGAAGAUGUCGGAGAAUAGAUUGGAGAAGAAAGAUGGUGAAGGUUACAAUCAUCUCAUUACGCUUUAUGCUAGGUUAGGGAAGAAGAUAGAGGUUUUAAGGUUAUGGGAUUUGGAGAAAGAUGUGUGUAAAAGGAGAAUAAAUCAGGACUAUCUUACUGUGUUGCAGUCGCUUGUGAAGAUUGAUGCUUUAGUUGAGGCUGAGGAAGUACUUACGGAAUGGAAAUCAUCGGGGAACUGUUAUGAUUUUCGAGUGCCUAACACUGUGAUUCGUGGUUACAUUGGAAAAAGUAUGGAGGAGAAGGCAGAAGCGAUGCUUGAAGAUUUAGCAAGAAGAGGGAAAGCUACUACACCAGAAUCUUGGGAACUUGUGGCUACUGCUUAUGCGGAAAAGGGUACUUUAGAAAAUGCUUUCAAGUGUAUGAAAACUGCCUUAGGUGUAGAAGUGGGUAGCAGAAAAUGGAGACCUGGAUUGACGCUGGUUACAAGUGUUUUGAGUUGGGUCGGGGAUGAAGGAAGUUUGAAAGAAGUAGAAAGCUUUGUUGCAUCUCUUAGGAAUUGUAUCGGUGUGAACAAACAGAUGUAUCAUGCUCUUGUCAAGGCUGAUAUAAGAGAAGGCGGACGUAACAUUGAUACUCUGUUGCAGCGUAUGAAAGAUGACAAAAUUGAAAUCGAUGAAGAAACCACAGUGAUUCUCAGCACAAGAAGUCCAUGCUAAAAGUUUCUUAUUCUUCCUUGACGUGAUGAUACCAAAGAUGUCUUCUGAGACAAGGAUUUAGGAAUGUGAUUUCUUAACGGUUGAGUCUUCCUUCAGCAAUACUUAUUAGUACCAAAUGUACCAAAAUUUUAUUUUGUUAAGAACACUCUCUAGACUCUGUUUUCAUAGCAUCUAUAGAACAGUCUACAAGAGAAUCCUCUGUUCUUUUUUCAAAUGCAGUGUACUAUCAUAUUGAAUCAGCAGAAGGCAAAGUUAGAGCUUUGGCAAUUUGGUUCCAUUUUUAUUG